AUGUCGCUAAUAUCCUGGAUUUCAUCCUUUCCAGGCAAGGCUAACCCCGGCAAGAGCACUAGCAUGAAAGGUCAAGGGAUUCCCGCGGGUCAAGGGCAGACGCCUGUCGAGCAUAUCGAUUUUUCGACUCUGGCCCACAGAGUGGAAGAGCUCCGGUAUGAACUUGACAGAGCUCGCGACAUAUGUGAGCAAGCAAACCUCGAACUCGACAAAUAUCGCACAGAAAUCCACAGACUCAAAUGCACCCUGGACGCAGAGCGCGACGCCUGUUCCGAAGCCUAUAAACUACUCAUGAGAGAAAAAGACCGUAACAAAGAACUCCAAAACCGGAAUAGGAAUCUUCAAAACAGCCUGAAAGGGGAGACUACUGCAUCAAAUUCACAGCUCCAAGCCCGGCUCAACACCGAGACUGCAUCACUAAAGGCUAUGACCAAGCAUGCUCGAAUCCUGGAGGAGAAAUUGGUCGAUACGCAGCUGGACUUGGAGUAUCUCAAGUGUACUACGAGUGUCGACCAUCCCUCGACUCCGACAGUAGCUCUCAACAAUCAUGCUCCUCUACCUGCUCAGCCGUUUGUCGUCGUACUGGUCGAUGGUGAUGCAUACAAUUGGGCUUCUGACAUCUCCCACAACGACUGUCCUUCGGGAACAGUGUCCGCGUCCAACAAUUUCGACGGCUCCGGCCCAGGUGCCAUGGCCGCAACGCGGGUUCGCAACGAAGUGACCAAAUUUAUUCUGAACCAGAACGGGACGAUCCCCGUAACGGCGAAGAUCAUUACCCGCGUGUUCUGCAACUUCUCAAGUCGCCCAGGACUAAUGACAAGCUUCCGAAAUAGCGGCCCGGCAGGUCUUGGUCUGGCAGAAUUUGCGGUGCAAUUCACCGAGAAGCUGCCUUUGUUUGACUUCUUUGACGCAGGCAGGGGAAAGGAGAGGGCCGACGACAAAAUCAGAGAGAACUUUCAUCUCUUCUUGUCCACGCCCAACUGCCAUGCGAUCUUCGUCGCAGCCUGUCUCGACAAUGGAUUCGCCCGCAUGCUCGAACAAUACAGUGACCAUCCGUUGGCACGGCAGAAGAUAGUCCUGGUGUCACCGGGCUACGUCGCUCUCGAGAUCCAGCGGCUCUGUCUUAAGGAGAUCGAGUGGCCCAGUGUCUUCGCCAAACGAAUGCCGCCUCCGGACGUGGCGGUCAAGCAUGAGAGAGAAAAGGCGAAGGCGCAGAAGCAGAGGGCUAGUACGCAAAGGAGUGUGUCCACACCAGUGGUGAGCAGUGGAACUUCUACAUCGAAUGUGCAUCCGAAGCUGUUGGAUAUGGUGCCCACGUGGAAUGUGAAUGCAGCCAUGCUGAGGGCCUCUGGCGGUGUUGGCUUCCGAGUUGCCCUGGACCGUGCUGCACUGGAGACUCUGGAAGAGGUGGAAACAAUCGAGGGUCCUGAGGACAUUGAUUGA
Cladophialophora carrionii CBS 160.54 is the source of this 1443-nucleotide messenger RNA. RefSeq lists its product as uncharacterized. The transcript has 4 exons. The record is from RefSeq and is a predicted model, not a curated record. Bases 1 to 1443 code for a protein of 480 amino acids. Lineage: Eukaryota; Fungi; Ascomycota; Eurotiomycetes; Chaetothyriales; Herpotrichiellaceae.